UAUUAGCGUUAUAUAUUAUUAAUAAUAUUAUUAUAAAAAAAUUUUCAUCGAGACUGUUAUUUGUUCUUUCAAAAGUGUUUGAUCAACAAGGUCGAUAAUAUCAUGAAAAGCGAAGUAUUUGUGCUUUUUACUUGUGGCUUACUGAUAGAUUUCUGCUUUCUUGUGCAAGGCGCGGAGAAUGAAUCGAUAUCGAAUAGCUCGACCUCGGCGCAGAUCGCCCAGGGGGAAAAGCAACUCGGCGAUCAGAUUCGUGCGAUUCUGAAACACUACCAGCAAGCGGAUCCCAUUGGACUGCCGGGUGCUCCUGUGCCCGAUCCCAUGUCCGUACCCGACAUGAAGCACUCCUUCUCUAUGUUUACGAUGAAUCUCAAUUCUAUAAAGGUCUACGGUCUAAGUAAGUUUCGUAUCGAGCACAUACGCUCGGAGCUCGCGCUUAUGCAAGUUUCCGUGGCCUUGCACAUCGAAAGCUUGGACAUUCGAGGCCUUUACACCCUGUCAUCUUGGCUAUCAAGCUCGGCCGGAGAUUUUACGGUCAAGCUCACGGGGGUGAAUAUCCAGGGGCUGGCAAGAUUGGAAGUUGGUAACGAUGGGAAAUUGCACGCUCAAGAUAUUGACAUGGAUUUGACGUUUGACAACAUCGACAUGGACUUCCAAAAUCUUGGCUUUUUGGCAUCGGUCUUCCAAAGCUUCAUCAACUCGGUUGGCUCUUUUAUUUUCGAUAGCAUCAAGCCUUACAUUUUGAAAGAGGUUAACACCAAUAUACGGGGCGAAGUGAACAAGCAUAUCUCGCAGCUACCAAAUUACUUUCCAAAUUCAAUUUCACCAUUCGAUAUGGCUGUUGCCGAAGCUCGUAAGCAAGUUUCCGACAUGGGCUAUGACCCUUUCAAGGUCAAGGAUUAUAGCCAGAGUAUGGGCAUCUUCACAGUAACAUCGUCGCAUACCUGGUUGACUGGAUUAGCUAGUUUCUAUCGCAUGGGCAACAUUACCCUCAGCAUGGAAAACGGCAUUGUAUAUGCGGUCAUGGAUAUUGGCACUCAAGAAAUUGAAGGUCGAACUCACUGGGAAGUGAGCGUAAUUGGAGGAGUUUUGUCCAAGGCAGGUACAGUUUCCUUUACCGUCGAGUAUUUUCGUGUUCAAUUAAAUCUUAGUCAACCACUUGAUACUCGAAAGCGCGCUACACUGGAGGAGCUUGAUUUCGAACUUGGAAAUAUACAAACUCGUAUCCAUGGCGCUGGUACAAUCGACUAUCUAGUUGAAGCUGGGAUUAAUAUAUUACCAAAUCUCCUAAGAAAUCAAAUAAUGGAUGCUUUAGAGGGUCCGAUAAUGAGACGAAUUCAAGACGAGCUUGAUAAAGUAGACGUUGAAAAAUUAAUUCACGAAAAAAUUCCGGAUAUUGAAGAGCACGCGAGAAUGCUUCAAGGUAUCGAGACGGUCGAUGAUGUUAUUUUAGAGGAUGUGAACGCGACGCCUGGAGAGCUUGAAAAUCAAGAGCCCUUUUCAGAUAGCGAGGAGGAACGUGGCCAAUCUUAAAAAUGAAUAUGCAUAAUAAUAACAAUAGGCCAAUGAAACUCGUUAUUAUUAUAUUAUCUACUUGCUCAUUUAUAAUUUAUUUAUUGGAGAAGCUCAAACGAACGAACUAUAUAGCCAUUAAGUAAAAUUGCAUGUAAAUGUAAGAUCUUGUGGAUUUGUACAUUGAAUGAAAAAUGGUAUGAAUACUUUUUUUUUUUUAAUUAUGGAUGUGUACGUAUGUG
Molecule: messenger RNA, 1751 nt
Organism: Ceratosolen solmsi marchali
Lineage: Eukaryota; Metazoa; Arthropoda; Insecta; Hymenoptera; Agaonidae
Exons: 5
Coding region: 103-1530 (475 amino acids)
Molecular function (GO): lipid binding
Source: RefSeq, a predicted model, not a curated record